Molecule: messenger RNA, 468 nt
Organism: Trypanosoma conorhini
Lineage: Eukaryota; Euglenozoa; Kinetoplastea; Trypanosomatida; Trypanosomatidae
Exons: 1
Coding region: 1-468 (155 amino acids)
Source: RefSeq, a predicted model, not a curated record
AUGCCGCGCGGCGGCAUCGGUUUCCACCUGAAAGUAAAUGUUUCCGUGCGGGCUCACCGGGUAGCGUGGCACGACCUCGCUCUUUUCCUCCUCCUCUGCCUCCGCGGGGCCCGACUCCAAUUGCUGCCGCGGUGGCACCUGCCGCCCCGCUGCGGCGCCCUCCCCCGCCGCGUGCGUGUCUCCCGAAACGGACCCCGCGCCCACCGCGGCUUCGGCGCCAUCGCCGAACUCCGCAUUCUCCCCACGGGGCGCCGGCUGUUCCCGCGCCGGCUGGUGGUAUUCAAUGUGCGCCCGCUUUGCCAGUCGAGCUGCCGUGAUGUCCGCCUGCGUGACCCCUUUGCAGUCGGGGUACAGCACCGUCCGCUCCCGCCGCCGCCCCGUCACUGCCGCAGCGGCUGUGCUUGGCGCACUCGCCGGCGGCCGGAACCCCGCUCAAGCCCCGCCCGAGCCGCAGGAGCCUCGAAAUAG